AAGAAUCGAUCAAACAUUGUUGCCAGCCUAAAGUCUGCAUUGAGGAAAUGAAACAGACCUUUUUAGGACAAACUCCAAACAGUUGAGAUUAACCGGACGUGUAAUUUAUAAAAAGAUGCCAGCGAAGAAGAAAAAAGGAAAAUCUUCGAAAUUGGCUCGAAUGAGCGAUGAAGAGCGAGCUCGUUAUUUACAACAUCGAGCAGAAAUUGAAUUGGAAGCAAAGAGAAGAAAACAGCAACUAAUUGCAGUUUUUACAAAGAAUAAAUUAAAACGUGAAGACGCAUUUUCGAGAAUAAAUACUGCGAAGAUCAACGAACAAUGGAGAUGUAUUCUGAGGAAAAUUAAAUGUAGAGAAUUAUAUCAAGAAGUUGAAUAUUUGUGGACAAAUUUUUCUCGUGCCUUAAAAGCUAAGGAUGAAGUUAUUAAUAAAUUGUGUGAAAAUCUUGAAGUAGCUGAUCUUGAUCAUAGAAGAUUGCAAGAAGCUCAUAUGGACAUAAUUGAUACAUUAAUUGGAAGAAGUGGUCAACGACUCGAAUUUCUCCGAAAUAUUUAUCUCCAAUCUCUAGAAAAAAUAGAAAACGUCGACAAACUUGAAUUCCAGAAACUAAAAGAAUUAAUGCGGGAAGAUAUGAGAAAUUUAGAAAGGAUAAUUUUUUCUCAAAACAAUUGGAUACAACAAAUAAUAACAGAAACGAAAACUCGGAAUGCAAUCAGCACAUACAGUAUAGAAUAUUCAAAAAACGAGGACAUGGCAGAAAUAAGAAAGCAGGCAGAGUCCAUAAUGGACAUUCGAAGUUUGGAGCUCCAAAAAGUGAUUUUUGAUUAUGAAUCUUCAACGGAGACGAAAAGAAAACAAUAUGAAUACUUGAAAGAACAAGAUGAUGCAAAUAGCUUAGAGGCUGCACAAUUUCCAAAACUACACUCACAAUUGUCAGAAACUGUGGAAAAUUUGAAAAACGAGAUUCAUAAUUUGAAAAGAGAGAGGGAAGAAAGUAUUUCCGAAUUAAAAAGUCAGAUGGAGAGAUUAUCGACAAGAAUUUGGAAAUUGAGACAGGAAAUAACAUUGAUGCAGACGAUUGAUGCUUUGCAGUUGAAGAAAUUAAGUGCCAGGAGUGGAGAAGUUAUUAAGAAAUUGGGAGAAACAUUGGAAAAGAGUUCGACUAUUCAAUUUUUGAUCAAACUUUGCGCAGACUUGGAACCGCCUUUGCUUAUCAAAAAAUAUUCAGUAAAGGAUGCAGAGGCUGCAAAUGAAAUAGCAACGAAAGGCAUUGUUGAUCUCUACGACAAAAUGGAAAACUUUUGGCAGCAAGUUAACCAUGUGAAUGCCGAAAACAUUUUAAUGAAGCGGGAACGAGCUCGUUUGAGAUCAGAAAACAACCUCCUCAAAAAUAAACUUCGGACAUACCUAUUCUCUGUUUCAAGAAAAAUCCCCUUGAUCUAA
Belonocnema kinseyi is the source of this 1441-nucleotide messenger RNA. Its product is annotated as dynein regulatory complex subunit 2-like. The transcript has 7 exons. The coding region runs from base 116 to 1441 and encodes 441 amino acids. Lineage: Eukaryota; Metazoa; Arthropoda; Insecta; Hymenoptera; Cynipidae. Gene Ontology annotation, biological process: axonemal dynein complex assembly; cilium-dependent cell motility; regulation of cilium movement. The record is from RefSeq and is a predicted model, not a curated record. Gene Ontology annotation, cellular component: axonemal dynein complex; axoneme.